Messenger RNA from Erythranthe guttata (spotted monkey flower), 653 nucleotides. NCBI's taxonomy places the organism in Eukaryota, Viridiplantae, Streptophyta, Magnoliopsida, Lamiales, Phrymaceae. The record is from RefSeq and is a predicted model, not a curated record.
GGAAAUUUGCCUUGUAAAAAGAGAAUCAAAUCGGCAACACUGUAAAUAUGUAAAAAUAUUUACUGCUCUGCUUUUUAAAAGGCCUUAAAAAACUUUCCCCGCAGAGAUUCUCCGCCGCAGAGAGAGAGAGAAAGAUUGGAGGUUUUGCCAGCUCAGCGCGAUGGCGAAGGAAAUCGAAGAAAAGCUUCUCAAAUUCAAGUUCCACAUUCUCUUCGCCCUAAUUUUCAGUCUAUUUAUAAUCUUCAUCUGCUAUCUUGCGCCGAGUUUUGUCGAUAUUAUCAACUACUUCUCGCCGCUCCUCGUAUCGACGGCGCUAUUCCUCGUCGCCGCCGUUGUUUUCGACCGGAUUUCUCCGCCGUCGCCGGAGUAUCCCGGCGAGAAAGCGGGCGAGGGGUUGUUGGACUACGUGGCCGGCGAACUGGUGGCCGGAGGCGGAGUAGUGCUCGUUGCCGAAGAAAAGAUAGACGAAAUCGUCAAAACCGAGUAACAAAAAACGUACUGCUGUAGUUUUUCUUUUUUUCUCUCUCUAACGCUUUUCUCUGUCAACAUUCAUGAAUUUUCAUUUUUGCUCGUAGAAAAAGGAUUUAAUUUAAAUCUUUAUUUAUUUAUUUAAUGAGUUAUUAUUAAAUGAAUGGUGAUGCCAUUUUUACUUU